AUGCAAAAAACCACGGCUGCAAAGAAAGAAGACCCGGAAGAACCAACUCUUACUCGGGAAGCCAGUAAUAAUGGAACCUCCAAUGAGGCAAAUGAAGUCUCCAGUGACGCAUAUGAAGUCUCCGAGGAAGAACUCGUAGCGAGUUAUGAAAACGAAAGUGAUCGUGGUAAUCUUAGAGAUGGUUCCGCUCAACCUUCCUCUUCUACGAGGCGAUCACUGAGCGAGGCUUUUGACGAUGGGGCAUCAAGAUUACACUGUGUUUGUUAUCGCGGCAACAAUGCUUUUGCUUACGGAAGACCUGAUAGAUGCCCUUUUUGUGGAAAAUAUAGUGCAAAAACUCAUCAGAGUGGGGAAACUUCUGACAGGGUUUCGGAUGAAGAAUCCGUCACAUCCUCGGCUACUAACCUUGAGGCACUUCAUCUGACUCUUGCAAGAGGGAUGGAAUCGGUACCACAAACCCACGAGACAUCUCGCGAGGUUCAAGCAGCAUCAACAACAAACAGCGCGAACAUAAAUACACUCGCUCCAUGCCCUGCCAUCAAAAGCGGAAACGUUCCAGCGGAAGGUUUUUCAGACUCGUCGGUGCCUUAUCCAUGCCAACCACAACAAGUGACACUCUAUGUGAUAAGAAACGAUCAUCAACGAUUAGAUGUAAUGACCUUUUCAGUAUACUGUGUGGAGCAGUCGAUGCAGGGCAGAGUAGCUUCGAUUGUAGGGCAGCUACAACGAGACCAAUUCUCCAGUAUACAAGUUGUUCCAUUUGGUAAUGAGUACUCUUCCCAAAAAGAAAAUAGAUAUUUUCAUCUUCUGAACUUGGAAAAUGAAAUAACAAUAACAUUCGAGUUGUGGAGGGAAGCACAGAAGAGAUUCCGACUGCAGGAGGAGCAGAGACCUUUCCAGGUUCCAUUGGUUCACAUUAUGUCCUUGAGCCAGAACAGAAUUCCUAGUCCUCUUGUGCAGGUACAUGUGAAACCUCGUUGUGAACCUGGAGAACUUUGCCAGGACCACUUGAGAAUGACACUGGCGUACGGAAGAACUACUCAACGCAUGUUGAUACCAAUAUGGUCUGCCAGACCACCCGAAUCCACUUAGAAAGGUUCUCUGCAUCUGUUGUCAUUGGAGGAUUGACCGUAAAUACCAGUCUACAGCAUAUUACUUAUAAUACUUUGAAUUUUUUUUAUAAUACUCCAUCCGUAGUAUAUUUCAUAAUUAAAAGGAGCUACGUUACAUUUCAUGCACCUCUAAAAGUUAGCCUUCGACCAACCUUUUAGUAGAGAAAUCGUAGCCAGGAUUCAGAUGUUGUAACAGUCUUUAGAUAAAAUGAUUUGAAGACAAAAAUCAGCUUUUAGAAGCAGGCCACUAUGAGAAGCCACUACUUUGAACAAGUUAAUUUUUUUCUCGUCUUUUCUUGCAAUCUGUUUAAGUUUUCUUCUGUCUUUUAUCCCUUUUUGUUACUUUUCAGCUGACAAUUUCAGUUUUGGUCUAGUUACAUUUGACUGACUGUUGUUUUUUUAAACAAUGAAAGCAAUUUUGCUUAUCACAGUAAGCAACUUGAAAGCAGAGUGACGUAGCUCCUUUAUAGAGGUCAAGAGACAAACGAAGGAUAGAAAAAUGUCUUAGAUUAGGAAAUCUAUAACCACUCUUGCAUGAUUACCAAAAAAAGCAAAAAACAAAAAAAAAUUAGACAACAGGAUGGAGUGACUUUCCUUAAGUCUUAAUUGUAGAUCUUUCACUUCAUUAGCGAAAGUGAACAACAGAGAAGAAGUAGAAUUAGUAUAAGUAUGCUGGUCAUGACUAUUUCAAUGUUGUCUGUAGCCCAGCCUAACACCAAACAUUCUAUCCUCACGCUCACCUUGAGAAAUUGGGUGACAGAGGCUAUAGUUCAGUUAUUAAAUGUAAGGUGUUUUGGCGAAAAGGCCCAAGUAACUUCUGAUGGAAUUCUGCAACAGCAUCUGGGUUGCAUUAUAUGUGCAUGAAAUGAUCAAAGAAGUUGAAUGGAAACAAGGACUCACUUGGGACCUUUUCUUUAAAUCCCUGCAAUGAUUGUUUGGGUAAAAUUGCAAUGCUUCAUGAAAGCUGAAACUCUUGAAAGCGAUUAACACUGGAAAGUAAUACUAACAGUGUUAGAAAAUCCAAAUUUGCCUUUUUGAGAAUUCCAUGACUUCUUUCAGCCCUAUGUUUUCACACGCACACAAACAGGUUCAUUUAUGGCCCAAAGUUUGUUUGUUUGGUUUUUUUUUAACAAAUCAGAAAGGAAAUUAAACCUUGUUGAGUGUGUGAUAUUGCUCCUUUUGUAAUAGGCUAUAUUUGAUCAAAACCUGCAAUAUAUCAGUGUGGAAUUCUCAAAAGGGACCUACAGUGGCUGAUAACAAUUUAUCGAAGAUCUUUGACAAAAAUUGAAUAUGAUACCACCACCCAUAGAAUGGAUUAGUAAUAUAGACUGCAACAUAGACUAUAACUGCUGUUGUAUCAAGGAAGUACUCACCAUCAUAAAACAAAAUAGCUUACCAAAACACACCACAAUUUGUCAACAAUACUGAGUUAAGAAAAUCUAUGGACAUGUUCUUCCAUACAGACCACAAUUAUUACCUUGAAAUACAUGUACUGAGCAGUGGGUGGUGGUGUCAUAUGAAAUCUAAUUAUCAAAGAUCUGUAGAUUGUUUCAGCCAACAUGGAGCCUGGUGUAAACUAAGCAAUAUUAUCACCACUUCCAAGUUGUGAUAGUAUUGCUUUGACUACACAAGGCUGAGAGCUGUCAGCAUGAUAAGCCUUAAUUCAAAUUUGCAAGCUAGUUUAAUUGUUAUAGGAUUGUUAUGUAUUUAAUUAGUACAAUAAUUAUCUCUUUCACGUUAAGUAAACAUUUAUCAUAAUUCUUAAGUUUGGCUUUCCAUUCUGACAGCUGCAUAAAUACAUGACAUUCAUUCAUGACCUUAAAAUAUGAUCAUGUUCUCUCAAGCCAUAUCAAAAUUCAUGUUUGGUGUAACUCUAAAAAUUUUCUUGUGCAUUUAAUAUCACACUAGAUUACAAUUCUUGUAGCUGCCCAUAUUAAGCCUCAUAAUUUUUUCAAAAUGAUCUGUCAGUCCUGAUUGUUGCCAAAUUACUUGAAAGUCAUCAUAAGUAGAUAAGGUAUUGGCCAUGAAUGAAUGUCAUGUAUUUGUCACUUGUACAUUGUUUUUUAAUAAUAUAAAUAGUCAGUGUGGUUAACUAUCACAUUCAGAAAACUAAGAACAUCUGAAAUAUAACCAAAAUGUUUAAUGUGUUAUGACAAGUUAAAGACAUUUCUGUCAGAAAGCAGAGAAAAACUAGAAAACCACAAGUUAUUUACUGUUCAAUUUAAUAAUUUAGUUAUCUCACUCAACACAGCUAGAAAUACAAGAAAUAAUUUCAGAGUUCACUGUUUUCUGAACAUGAUAGUUAACCAUUAGACAGCCAAGUCUGCAAGACCAAGUAAUUGUAACAAUUCUUUAUCUAAGUUUAUUUGCUGACCUUGAAGUUAGAUCAUUUUUAUGUCAAGUGGGAAUGUGGUUUCGAUUUUUCUAUUUUUGCUUGAUCAUUUAUAGUAGUGUUAAUGUUACUUCAUAGCAAAAUGUUUUUGUGAAUUGGUUUUACAAGUAACUCACAAUGCAGCUUAUGAAUGUUUAUUUUUUUAUUUUUUUGGGUGAACCAUAGACAAGUUUUGAUUAAUUAAGUAAAUUUGCUGUGUGCUUAAUUAUUUCUAUCUUAGAUCAUGAAUAAGUAAUAAAUAAAUAAGUAAUUAACACUUUCUUUCAUUCUUCAGACUUGGCUGUUGUAUAUAAAACUAAAGAGCAUGACAGGGUCACAUGGGAUCACAAAAUUUAUCUUCUUAAUUUUAUGUUUCCCAUUUCUUUCUUUCAUAUACUCAAGAAAAUAAGAAUUUGUAUUCCCAAGUGACCAAUAUCACACAGGCAUUGAUGAAUUAGCUAAUGGUGACAAUGUGUUUCAAAGAAAAUCUGGGUGGUAGUCUCAUUACAUUUUUAAUUUACCUUUGUUAAUUGUGGAGAAAGCAAACACAAAAAUACUUAUAUCUACUUUUCAUUUUUCAAUGUCAUUUAGAAGUAACAGGAGAAAUCCCUGCAGUUCAUCAAUAUCUGUGCAAUAUUCAUGUUCUUGCGUGAAACUUUUUGUAAGGUUUUAAGUAUACUGUAAAUGAAGGAUAUGCACACAACAGAUAUGUAGUAAUAACCCCUGCUAUAAGAACAUCUGGCUCUUUCAUUUUCCCUAUCCUUUUUGAAAAACACAGUUGUCCUAAGCUCACAUUUCAAGAAAAAGCAAACAAUUAAUUCAUGAAAGCAUCACAAGCUGUGUGAUGCAGUGUUAAGUUAUGCAAGGAACGGUUGAGAAUUUGUAUGCAUCACAUGGAAUAGUAAGGACAAAGAUAUAUGGCUGAUUAAAACGCUAAAUAUUCCAAACUAGGCAUAUUCCGCAUACAAGAUUAAUACAACUUACUCACUCCUCAUGUGAGCACAACAGACACACAAGGAGUGAGUAAUUUUCAUUGAUCUUACACAUUGAAUGUUUCUAUUUCUGUAUAUUUGGCAUUGUUAAUCAACUAUAUUUCUUUCUCUUUACUAUUCCUUGUAAAGCAUUCAAACUCUCAAUGGUUCCUUGUGUAACUUAACACUGUGUCACACAGCAUGUGACGCUUUCAUGAAUUAAUCUUUUGCUUUUUCUGGAGAUGUGAGCUAGGGAUGCUAGUGCAACAACAUGCAAACUAUAGAGUUGGAGAUGGAUAACUGCAUAUCUGUUUCACGCUGCCAACUAUAUGUCUCAUGUUGCAGACUUCUUGGUAGACAGGUGUGCCAUCAUGCAACAUGCAAAAGGUCAUUUCUUGAGAAAGGAUGGGAUGGGGGAAUAGAACUCUUUAAUUCUGGUCAACGAUUGACAGCAGCAUGAAUGAAAUCGCAAGUCUAGCUCUGAGCCUUAAAGUAAGCAUGCUUUUAAAAAGCACAGGAAUCAAAACUACAUAUAAAAAAGAUCUUUAAGCAUGAUUGGUCAUCAGUCAACCCCUACCUUGACAGGCUAAUACCAUUUGUAGGUUGUGCAUAUUCUGUUUCUUCUGUUUUUUUGUUAGCAUACACUUUGUCCCUAUAUAAUCAAACCUAUAUACCUUUAAGUUAGUGAGAAUAAAACUGAAAGCAUACUGAAA
Pocillopora verrucosa is the source of this 5167-nucleotide messenger RNA. NCBI's taxonomy places the organism in Eukaryota, Metazoa, Cnidaria, Anthozoa, Scleractinia, Pocilloporidae. The record is from RefSeq and is a predicted model, not a curated record.